AUGGGUAAACAUCGCAGAAUCGAUUCGUCCCAUCGACCCAAAAAGAUCGUAAAGACAAGUGAUACAGAUUCCCGCAUCCCGUGCGUGGCGAAUAAUGAUCCUCACUCUUGUUCGCCAAAUGUUCCGAAUGCAUCAGAUAAUAGCUCACCAAUGGAGAUCCCUGGUUUUUAUUAUGACAGCGAAAAGAAUAGAUAUUUUAAGAUACUACAGAAUAAAACAUUUGGGAGCGGUCAUCCGCACAGCACUUCUGUGGUGAGGGAGAGAAAGAUGACAAAAGAGAUUGAAAAGUCAUGGGUGAAUCGGGCGUACAACAAAUUCGAUUAUCUCCUGAGCAAAGAAGUCAAUCCUUUCAAGUCACACCACAGAGCUCGAAAUGGCGAAGUAUUCUUUGAUCUGAUUAGUGAGGAGAAAGAAUUUAUCUUGAAUCUAUAUCACCGCGUCGGCUCCCUUGAAACAUCAUAUCUGGCUCACCGGGUUACCGAUUUCCUGGCAA
Molecule: messenger RNA, 493 nt
Organism: Acaulospora colombiana
Lineage: Eukaryota; Fungi; Glomeromycota; Glomeromycetes; Diversisporales; Acaulosporaceae
Source: the annotation of a GenBank genome assembly